This is a messenger RNA of Lolium rigidum, 1563 nucleotides long. RefSeq names its product tyrosine--tRNA ligase 1, cytoplasmic-like. Bases 1 to 1563 code for a protein of 520 amino acids. The transcript has 11 exons. The record is from RefSeq and is a predicted model, not a curated record. Gene Ontology annotation, biological process: response to metal ion; phytochelatin biosynthetic process; tRNA aminoacylation for protein translation. Lineage: Eukaryota; Viridiplantae; Streptophyta; Magnoliopsida; Poales; Poaceae. Gene Ontology annotation, molecular function: metal ion binding; tyrosine-tRNA ligase activity; ATP binding.
AUGGCUAGGGUUUCAUCCCUCGCUGCCAGAGGAGAAAGAUGGAGGACGCAGCUGCUUGGGGUGCGCUGGGGUGCUCCAAGACCUCUCCUCGUCGACGCAGGCAACCAGGAGGUGGCGCACGAUGCACCAGGGAGCUCCACGCAGCUGCUUCCGGGAACACCUUCUGCCUGUAUCUCUGAACCAAAUGGCACUGUUGAAGGGAGCUUUGAUCAAAGGUUUGAAGCACUGAUUAGUAUCGGGGAGUGUGUCAGUGACGAUGAGCUCACUCUACUCUUGAAGAAGAAAACCGUUCCCAUCUGCUAUGUUUGGUGUGACCCCUCCCCAUGGAUGCAACUAACCCAGGCAAUGUCAAUGACAAUCAAUGUCAAUAAGAUGGUUAAAGCUGGCUUAAAAGUUAAAAUAUUGAUGGCAGAUUGGUUUGCACAAAUGGACCCUAGGUUUGGUGGCAGUAUAAGUAAAAUGCAGACUAUUGGAUGGUACAAUAUUGAGAUGUGGAAAGCAUCUGGCAUGGACCUUGAUGGGGUAGAGUUCGUGCAGUUGUCAGAAGAAAUAGGUCGCCAUGCAGAUCUGUACUGGCCAGUUGCCAUGGAUAUUGCAAGGCAAAGCAAUCUGAGUGAAAUAAAGAAGUGUUUUGAUUUUCAUGCAUCAAAAGAUUUAAGGGGCUGUGGGACUAUGGAUCCAUAUAUGAUGAGAGAACCUACUCCUGCUGAGAUACUAUUUCCUUGCUUGCAGAGUGCUGUUAUGUUAUUUCCAGAGGUCUUCCAUAUUUCAGCAGCUGUGUACAACCCCUCCACGGAACGCCCAAUGGACGGCACCACCGAGUUCAACAGCCACCCAAUAAGCAGAGAGUUGAUGGUGGACUUAUGGCUGUUGAGCAUGGAUCAGCAUGGGGCUAACAUGUUAGCAAGAGAAUACUGCAACCUCAUGCAAUCGAAAAACACACCAAUUGCUUUAUUCCAUUAUAAGGCACCUGAUUUUUUACCAUACCCAGAAUGGGAGGAGUGGGAGAAUGUAAGAUGGUCCAUCUUCAUGGAAGAUGAUGAGGAAGAUGUCAGUAGAAAAAUAGAUAAUGCUUUGUGCCCUGAAAAAUUUGCAGAAGGCAAUCCGUGUUCAGAGUACAUAAAGUAUAUAAUCUUACCUUGGUUUGGAAAGUUUGAGGUGCUUCGGAAGGAAGAGAAUGGUGGCAACAUAAUCUUCUUGAGCAUGGAAGAGUUUGUUGCUGAUUAUGAAAGUGGCGCUCUGCAUCCUGCUGACGUGAAGCAGGCACUUGUGAAAGCAGUAAACAUGCUAUUGCAGGUUGUUCGUGACCGCUUCAGAAGCAAUGCUGAACCAAUAAAACUAGCAAAAGCUAUAGAGGACCUCCACCUUCCAGAGGCCUUCUGCAGCCUCUCUUCACUCUUCGUCGCCUCCAGCACGCUCGCCAUCGACCUAGGCCUCGUCUGGAAUGGGCCAUGGCGGUGGUUCGACGAGUCGAUGCUGGAUUGCUGCGAGACCCUCAGCAAGGUCAAGUCUGAGGCCUUCGGCAAGGUCGUUUGCCUCUGCAUUGUGUCGGCGCAAGGGUAG